Messenger RNA from Myripristis murdjan (pinecone soldierfish), 1655 nucleotides. RefSeq lists its product as uncharacterized. The transcript is spliced from 3 exons. NCBI's taxonomy places the organism in Eukaryota, Metazoa, Chordata, Actinopteri, Holocentriformes, Holocentridae. The record is from RefSeq and is a predicted model, not a curated record. The coding region runs from base 155 to 853 and encodes 232 amino acids.
CAAAUGGGAGGAAGUGACGUCACGGUCGGCGCGCGGGAGAUGCAGCGGCGGCUCCUCUCUGUGUGUCUCUGCUGAAGAAGCUGCAAAGUCUCUGUGAUCGGAUGUGCAGGUGAUCGAUCAGAUGAACUGACAGGAGGUUGACCACAGCUCUGUGAUGGAGGAAAGGGAAGAGAGGGAGGAGAGGGAGGAGGGGCUCCCAGGACCUGAACCAGAACCUGAACCAGGACCAGAUCCCCGUGUGUCAGUGGCGAGCGGCGGUGGGGAAGCUGCUGCGGCGGCGGCGGCGGCAGAUGAGGCGCAGCGUCUGGAGGAGCUCCGUCACGCCAGGAGGGAGGAGACUGAGCGGCUCCUGCAGGACUUGACCCUGGAGGAGUGGCGGGAGCUCGGGAGCCGUCUCCUCGAGCGGGAGCCCGGGCUGGUUUUCGACGCCCUGGCGAUGCACCGGCGGCGGCGUGGCGCCCCGGCGGCGGCGGCGGGCGUGCCGGGGGCGCCGUGGUGCGUGUGCGGGAACUGCAGGGAGAUGCCCACGGAGCUGGAGAGGAAGUGCUGCGGCCAGGAGGCGGCGCUCUGCCUCAGCACGCUGCCGUCCUUCUCCCUGUACUGCCUGGACGCCGGCUUCCUGCGCAUCCACAGGAACUACAGGGAGGGCGUGGCCCGGGCGGGCGGGGCCGAGGGGGGCGGGGCCCACGAGCCCGGCGAAGACAACCGCGCCUUCCGCUACAUGGCGUACAGAACCUUCAGCCUGUGGCAGCACGGCGCCGCCGGGCGCAGGAAACGCCUCCUGCCCAGCUGCUGCCUGUGGAGGAUCAGAGACCAGUGGCCCGACGCCGACGACCAGUACUCUGCAGCCUGACACACACACACACACACACACACACACACACACACAGGGUUCAUGGCUACAUGCGGGGAAGAGGAGUAAAUAUUCAGAGAAAAAAGAAUCUGAAUGUCGGAGAUUGAAGUUGUAAAUUUAGGAGAAAAAAACUCACAAAUUUCCACGAAAAAAACGAAUUUUUCUUGCUUUUUUUCUUAUAAAUCUGACUUUCAUCUCAGAGGAUAUUCAAGAUUUUCUCAUAAAUUGGUGACUGUAUAAUCUCAGAAUUUUCUUUUUGUUUUCUCAUAAAUUGAUUUUCAUUUUUUCUUUCCGGAAAUGUACGACUUUAUCUCAGAAAUUCAAUUUUUUUUUUCCUCUAAAUUUUUUUUCCUGUUAUUUUUGUUCUCUCUACAGUGGCACAAAUACGGCGACAUAAAAACCUACUGAUUCCGUAUUAACAAAUAAAAUGUCAAUAAAAUCUAUUUUGGGGAAUAAAUUACCACCACAAUAAACCAGUAAUGUACUAAUUUGUGUUGUGAACCAGUUAAACUUCCUGCAAACAUAAAACAAGAUGAAAUCUGUUUUUUUUUUUUUCGUUAACAUGACAGUGGAUCGAUCCUCAGUGCAGGGUUGUGUGUUUAUUUUAUCACUAAAUUAAUUAGACUAGUUUUAUCAUUCGGUUGUCCAUGUUUAUUUUGUGUUGUGUAUCUAAGUAUUUUAGUUUGUUUUCUAUUGAGACAAACUUAUUGUGCCUCUUGUGUUUAAUUUAAUACGUGCUGUCACUGUGUGUACAUGUGUUUCACUGUUCUGUUGUUAUUGUUUUAACCUGAUUUGAUUAAUA